ACGCCUCGACCGGAAGUGACGAAAGUAGCCACGAGCGUGACGAACGGCUUGUUCGAAAAUACAACAAGGAAGUGACCCUUUAUUGUAAAGGAACAAUAAUCACCGGAUAACUUCUCCUCGAGCCGGGGGGUCGCUGCGCUCGGUUAUUGGGUUCCGGGGGGUAACGUAACCGUGGACUUGCCCGAGAGCCCGUUUCUGACCGUCUCGAGGGAUUCUGCUUUUAGCCAGCUAUAGCUAGCUAGCGAUGAACACGGACGUGGAAUUUCACAUCAGGCAGAAUGACCCGUGGACCAAGCUUCCAGCAAAUGUCAAACAGAGUUUGGGGAACUCUCAGCGUGAGUAUGAGAAGCAUGUGCUGCUGUACAGCAUCCGCAACCAGCUGCGAUUCCGCAAUAACCUAGUGCGCCAUGUGAGGAAGGAUGAGCGCAAGUAUUAUGAAGAGCUCCUGAAGUACAGCCGGGACCACCUGAUGCUGUACCCCUACCACCUGUCUGACAUCAUGGUCAAAGGGCUACGCAUCACUCCGUUCUCAUAUUACAUAGGAAUCAUGGAGGAUAUUAUGAACAGUGAGAAGAGUUAUGACUCCUUGCCCAACUUCACUGCUGCUGACUGUCUGCGGCUGCUUGGCAUCGGGAGAAACCAGUACAUUGACCUAAUGAACCAGUGCAGGUCGUCCAAAAAAUUCUUCCGCAGGAAAUCAGCGCGGGACCUGCUUCCGGCCAAACCAGUGGAAAUCUCUGUGGAGCCGUGGUGGACGGCACAGACAGGCUACAUCACCGAGGACGAUAUCAGGAUCUGUUCUCCAGGAGAGAAGAAAGCCAUUGAUAAGAUGAUAGAUUCUGGUCCUCAGCUGGCUGGACCAAUGGAGUACAAUGUGGUCUUAAGCUUGUACAACCGAGGAUUCAUCUACUUGGAUGUUCCCAUAGCUGAUGACAGCUGCAUUUCAGUGCCCCCGCUGGAAGGCUUUGUCAUGAACCGCGUCCAGGGCGAUUACUUUGAAACACUGCUCUACAAAAUCUUUGUGUCCAUUGAUGAGCAGACAAACGUAGCGGAGCUGGCGAAUGUGUUGGAGAUUGACUUGGACUUAGUGAAGAAUGCAGUUUCCAUGUACUGUCGUCUCGGCUUCGCUGUAAAGAAAGGUCAGGUGAUCAGCUCAGACCAGCUCCACCCCACCUGGAAGAAUGCCCCAUCUGUCAACAGACUCAAGAGCACCAUGGACCCUCAGAAGAUGCUGCUGUCCUGGGAGCAGGGCAGUCCUGUCAUGGAGGGAGGCUCCUCAGCCACCGACACCGACACCACCAGUCUGGAAGAAGCAGACACAGGAAGUGUAAGCAGCCUGAGCAUACCAGCUGCACCCACAAAGAGGAUUGCCUUCCUCUUUGACUCUACUCUCACAGCCUUCCUCAUGAUGGGCAACCUGUCUCCGAACCUGAAGAGUCAUGCAGUGACCAUGUUUGAGGUGGGUAAGCUGUCUGAUGAGACUCUGGAUACCUUCCUGGCUGAGUUGGAGAAGGUGGAGAGCACAGCAGAGGGCGAGGCCCAGCGUUACUUUGACCAUGCUCUGACCUUGAAAAAUACCAUCCUUUUCUUGCGCUACAACAAAGACCUCACUCAGGACCAGGGACCUGAUAUCCCAAAUAUAGGCUUCCCCUUGGACAUGUUGCGCUGUGAGAGCCUGCUUGGUCUGGACCAGGCCACCUGCAACCGUGUCCUCAACAAGAACUACAAGCUGCUGGUCUCAAUGGCGCCGCUGAGCAACGAGAUCAGGCCCAUCAGCAGCUGCACGCCUCAGCACAUUGGCCCGGCUAUUCCUGAGGUUAGCUCCAUCUGGUUCAAGCUAUACCUGUACCAUAUCACCGGCCAAGGCCCGCCCUCUCUGCUGCUCUCAAAAGGCUCCAGGCUCCGCAAACUGCCGGACAUAUUCCAGGCCUACGACAAGUUGUUGAUCACUUCCUGGGGUCACGACCCCGGAGUCGUGCCUUCAUCCAACGUUCUGACCAUGCUCAACGAUGCCCUCACACACUCUGCUGUACUGAUCCAGGGUCACGGUAUGCACGGCCAUGGAGAAACCGUUCACAUCCCAUUCCCCUUUAAUGCAGAAGAUCUGAAAGGAGAGUUCUCCUACUCCAACAUGUGUGUGCACAAGGCGCUCCAAAAGCUGAAGGAGAACGUGGACCUGAAGCAUCAGUGUGGCUACAUCACCAUGCUCAACGCCAACAACAGGCACCGUCGCAGGGCCAGCGACAGUACGGAGUGCAGAGGUGCAUGGGACACCCAUCUAGGUGGAGGCCUGGACACCAACGGCAGCACUGAGUCCUUUGAGCUUGUGACAGAAGAAAACAACGGGGAAAUCAAAGGAAAGACAGACAACCUUUCAUCUGAAGAUGAGUGGGUCCCUCUUGAACUGUGCUUCGGCAUGCCCCUCUUCAGCUCUGAGCUGAACCGCAAAGUGUGUCAAAAAAUUGCCUCGCACAAACUGUGCAGCAACGAAAGCCUUCAAGAGCUACUUCACUUAAGCCGAAAGCUUUCACUGAAGGUGUUGAGCUUUGUGCAGUCAUUCCAGGACGGCAUGCAGCCCGCUGACCUGGACAGUGGCAUGUCGAACCCUCUUAGUCAGCCCCCAGCGGAGUCUGGUGUCCCCCUGCCCGCCCUCAACCUCCUCUUCAAGGAAGGGCAGCUGAGCGAGUGGAGCGGACGGGCCCCUCCUCCUCUGGACAUCACAGCUCUGCAGAAGGACCAACCCACAUAAGCCACACCCCUCAAAACUUCCAGAUUCGGUCACAAGUUUAAAAUGAAAAAACACAAUCUCAUCGAAAAGGACCACCCUCUCACUGAGGAAAUUGUUAUUCAAGGUCCAACCCUGCAUCUUGUCUGUCAGUAUCCAGUCAGGGGAACAUGAGCUCCAGCACUUCAUUCACCUACUGUAUGAGGAAUCAUCCUUCUGACUGUGUUGCCAACACUAGUUCAAACCCCCUUUGCUGAUCCCCUCUGUGAUUCCUUAUAUGCGUAGCAAGGCAGUGUUAUCUUAAGGAGUGGUGCUAUUAUCACAACAGUGGGCCAGGUAAACAACAUAAAACCUGAAAGACCACCUCAACUGGACACUCCACUGCCCCCCAACCCUACCCUUCAAUCAAUGGAUGUUCUGUGAGAGCAGAGUGAAUUGGUUAAUAAUUGUAUAGAUGUUCUCAAAAUGACCCACAAAAUAAACGUGACGUAAAAAUGACGUAAUGAACAGACAUUUUCAGGAAUCAUUCAACAAUAUGCAUAUUCUAGGACCAAGUUGUUGGACUUAUCAGACGGAGUCCAGAUACAGACCCCGCUGCCUCCCUAUGUUGUCUCAUGUUAAGUGAUCUCAUGCAUGAUACUGUUGCACUACUUCUACCAUAAAAGAAUACUUUUCUCUUUACUUGUAAUCAAUAUUGGGGUCAUUUAUGGUUUGCACUGUGCAGAAUUUGUCCAAACCUGUGGAUGAAGUAAUGUCAUGUAAUUUCCUUUUUUUUGUAACCUUGGAUCCCUUGUAAUGCGCACAUGGUUUACAACAAGAACAUGUUUCCUCUUGGAAAUGGACAGGGCACCAUAAAAAACUGCAGUUUUUAAAAAAAAUUCUUUGUUAUAAUUUUGAACACCAAAGAUCAUUUUCUUUUCAUAUAUAUUAUUUUUUUAAUCUUCUGUUUUACGGUCCUUUUUAUUUUAUUCUACUGCCUUUUAUUAUUGUCAGCCUAUCAAAAACAACCAUGUCUUUGUUUAGGUGUUUGUUUUUCCAUUUAUUAGAUUUACAAAUUAUUUAUUUGAAUGAUUGUCUAAAACCAAUAAAAUCAACAACUACAAACUACCAACCAUCACCACUGAAGAAUUCGACAAGAUUAACUGAGUGUACCUAAUUGCAUAGAACGGGAACAGUCAGGUCUGUGUGUUUGACCCAGGCCUGGUGCCACUGUUCCAUGCCAGUAUCUCUCUGGAUCAGCUCCAGGUUUGUGUGCAGGGCGCUCUUGGCCAGCCCACCACACUCUCCAAGGCUGUCAUAGACCCCUGGGAUAGAAAUGCAACUGCUUUGCCCAGCAUAUCAGAGAUGUGAUGGCCCAAAAAGUGUCUGAAGUCUGUCAUGAAUUUUUUGUGUGGCUCCAAUAAUAUACUUUUUUUUUUUUAAGUACUUUUUAUUGCAUUUAGAAUGCUAUUAUGCUUGAAUUGUUCCUCUUAUUUUUUCAUUGCAGUUGUUGACCCAUUUGUGGUUGUUGUUUCUAAUAACGUGAAGCUGACAUAGACAAAAAAAAAAAA
Messenger RNA from Cyclopterus lumpus (lumpfish), 4275 nucleotides. It is a transcript of the gene fam91a1, whose product is annotated as family with sequence similarity 91 member A1. The transcript is spliced from 24 exons. The record is from RefSeq and is a predicted model, not a curated record. Gene Ontology annotation, biological process: intracellular protein transport. Gene Ontology annotation, cellular component: cytoplasmic vesicle; trans-Golgi network. The coding region runs from base 245 to 2749 and encodes 834 amino acids. Lineage: Eukaryota; Metazoa; Chordata; Actinopteri; Perciformes; Cyclopteridae.